Molecule: messenger RNA, 1299 nt
Organism: Cladophialophora psammophila CBS 110553
Lineage: Eukaryota; Fungi; Ascomycota; Eurotiomycetes; Chaetothyriales; Herpotrichiellaceae
Product: 3-oxoacyl-[acyl-carrier-protein] synthase II
Exons: 6
Coding region: 1-1299 (432 amino acids)
Biological process (GO): fatty acid biosynthetic process
Molecular function (GO): 3-oxoacyl-[acyl-carrier-protein] synthase activity
Source: RefSeq, a predicted model, not a curated record
AUGCGCAGAGUCGUCGUGACUGGGCUGGGAGCUGUUACACCCCUGGGUGUUGGAGUCCAACGAACAUGGUCCCGGCUUCUCCAGGGCCACUGUGGCAUCGUCUCAACACGCCAUCUCGGGGAUGAAUUCAAGGCACUUCCAAGCCAAGUCGCCGGGCUCGUGCCUGUCUCCAAACCUGAUUCAGAGGCAGAAGAAGGGGUGUGGAGAGCGAAGGAUCAUGUCUCGUCCACGGAGCUCCGACAAACUGCCAAAUUCGCACAAUACGCUCUUGCAGCGUCGGCCGAAGCAUUGCGAGAUGCAGGCUUCACAGACGGGAAGGGCCUUGACCCGGAAAUGACGGGCGUCUGUCUCGGCUCCGGAAUCGGCAACCUGGAAGAUCUCUACAAUACCUCCCUGGCGUAUGACCAAGAGAAGAACUACCGCAAGAUCCAUCCGCUUUUCGUUCCCCGGCUGCUGAUCAAUCUCGGAGCCGGGCACAUCUCCAUGCGCUACGGCCUCAAAGGCCCGAAUCACGCCGUCACUACCGCAUGCACCACCGGUGCCCACAGUCUCGGGGACGCCUCGCGCUUCAUCAAAUCCGGGGAAGCUGACGUGAUGAUUGCUGGCGGUGCUGAAUCGUGCAUCCACCCGCUCGCGAUAGGCGGCUUUGCCCGCUCGAGGAGCCUGGUGACCAAGUUCAAUGAGGAGCCGUGGAAGAGUUCCAGGCCGUUCGAUCAAGACAGGGCAGGAUUUGUGAUUAGCGAAGGCGCGGCUUGUGUGGUGCUUGAGGAGAUGGACCAUGCCAAAUCCCGCGGCGCCACAAUCUACGCCGAACUCGUCGGCUACGGCAAUUCGGCAGACGCUCACCAUCUCACAGCGCCGCUGGAAAACGGGGCCGGGGCCCUUCUCGCCAUGCAAAAGGCUCUCAAGCAAGCUCAGAUCCCUCCCUGCAGAGUAGACUACAUUAAUGCGCACGCGACUUCCACACCGUUGGGGGACAAGGCCGAGAACCAGGCGAUCAAGUCACUCAUGCUGGGCAAAUGCGGCAGGAGAUUUGCUGAGGAAAUCAAUGUCAGCAGCACCAAGGGCGCGAUUGGGCACCUUCUAGGCGCUGCAGGAGCAAUUGAGGCUCUCUUCACUAUUAUGGCUGUAUACGAGAAUACCUUGCCGCCAACCAUCAACCUCGUCUCCAAGAGCGACGAGUUCGACUGCAACUAUAUUGCCAACACAACGCAACAGGCAGAAGUCAACGUCGCCUUGACCAACAGCUUUGGGUUUGGCGGCACAAAUGCAAGUCUCUGCUUCCAAAAAUGCAAAUGA